AUUUAGCUAAAAUCCUAUUGGGAGUUAAAACAUUUCAAAUAAAAAUAAUACAUUUCUUUCGUAAAACCCACUAUAAAUAAUGUGUGUGUUUAAAUAAUACCCAAUACUCAGAGGUAGACGAAUUUUUUUUACUGACAGUUGCUCUUCCAAAAAUCCAAGAUAUCUCAAAAACGCGUGGGAGAAUCAACCCAUAACAAUCAAAUACCACAUUGGGAUAAACAAACAUGGAACCACUAGAACCAGAUGUUAUAACCACCCAAGCCAAGGAGCUCACAGAAGCGGAGAAGCAAAAGUUGGAGGAGCAAAACAAACGUGGUUUUGUUCCCGAAUUCAAGGCCAACAAGCUGGAAAUAGAUGCCCAGAGGAACUGGGAUAUCUUCUACAAGAGGAAUGAGACUCGCUUCUUCAAGGAUCGACACUGGACGACGCGGGAGUUCCAGGAGCUGCUGGACCAGGAGCAGUCAGGCGACAAACGCACUCUCUUUGAAGUGGGAUGCGGAGUGGGCAACCUGGUGUUCCCGCUCCUAGAGGAACAAACCAGCGAGGAGGAAUGUUUCACCAAUGGUAGAUUCUACUUCUACGCCUGUGACUUCUCACCCCGAGCCGUGGACUUUGUGCGCUCCAAUCCUCUGUACGAUCCCAGCCAGAUAACCGCCUUUCAAUGCGAUAUCACGACGCAACAAGUGCAUGAGCACAUCCCAGCCAGCAGUCUGGAUGUCUGCACCCUCAUCUUUGUUCUCUCCGCCAUACAUCCACAAAAGUUCAAGGAGGUGGUGCAGAACCUGUGGAAGCUACUCAAACCAGGAGGACUGGUGCUGUUUAGGGAUUACGGCCUGUACGACAUGGCACAGUUGCGCUUCAAGCCGGGCAACAAGAUUGCCGAGAACCUCUAUGUGCGACAGGAUGGCACCCGCAGCUACUUUUUCUCAGAGGAAGAGGUGUCCCAGCUCUUCCAGGAGAAUGGCUUUGAGGUAAUCAGCAAUGCCUAUGUCCACCGACGAACGCUCAAUCUCAAGGAAGGCGUUGAUGUGCCGCGCAUUUUCCUGCAGGGAAAGUUUAGAAAGAAGAACCUAUGACCAACACAAACUAAGGACCAUUGUUACGUAUUUAGUUGUUGUAUUUAUUUUAAAUCAAUAACAUGGUUCAAGUCAACGUUCAAUAAAUAUUUGUAUGUAUAUAUUAGUUUACACAUGUAUAUAUGCUAAUAAGUGACAGAA
This is a messenger RNA of Drosophila subpulchrella, 1217 nucleotides long. RefSeq names its product tRNA N(3)-methylcytidine methyltransferase METTL6. Bases 225 to 1076 code for a protein of 283 amino acids. The transcript has 2 exons. NCBI's taxonomy places the organism in Eukaryota, Metazoa, Arthropoda, Insecta, Diptera, Drosophilidae. The record is from RefSeq and is a predicted model, not a curated record.